AUGUCAGUCCGCGUUGUUGCGAGAAUACGUCCCCUUCUUGACCAGGAGUUGAACAAGGACAUCAUUGUGCGGCCCGAUUGCACUGAGCCGGGCAAACCCAACACCAUUAUCAAAAUUCCGAGUCCCAAGAACGUAGCUGAAGAGUUCUCGUUCGCGUUCAAUGCCGUGUAUGAUCAAUCGACGUCGCAAGAAACAUUAUUUACUUCCGAAGUGCAACCGCAUCUCAAGUCAUUGUUUCAAGGGUACGAUGUUACCAUCUUCGCUUACGGCGUCACCGGCACUGGGAAAACGCAUACGAUGCGUGGCGGCCUGAAACUUGCCGACCGAGGUGUCAUUCCCCGCCUUCUCAGCGGUGUGUUUCGGAGGAGCAAGAAGAUGAUGAAGGAUACGCAGGGUAAGACGACGGUAAAAGUCAGUCUAUCCUACUACGAAAUCUACAAUGACAAGGUGUUUGAUCUUCUUGAGCCUGUCGAGAAAAGAACUCCUUCGGGCUUGCCUCUGCGCGCCGAGGCUAGCGGAAGGACUGUGGUAGCCGGACUAUCAGAACGCGCCUGCGAAGAUCUCCGAGACUUUGAGAAGUUGUAUAUCGAGGCCAACAACAACCGCGUGACCGCAUCCACGAAGCUGAAUGCGCAUAGCAGUAGGAGUCAUGCCAUUCUACGCGUCAAGGUCACUCAGACCUCGGCAGACACCGUUCAGGAAAGCACCGUGUCCGCCAUUGAUCUGGCUGGGUCGGAAGAUAACCGCCGCACUGACAACGACAGGGAGAGACUGGUGGAAUCCGCGGCUAUCAACAAGAGUCUCUUCGUUCUCAGCCAAUGCAUCGACGCCAUCUCGAGAGGGGACAAGAGGAUUCCCUAUAGAGAAUCCAAGAUGACCCGCAUCCUAUCCCUCGGCCAGAACCACGGCAUCACCGUCAUGAUUUUGAACCUGGCACCGCUUCGUAGUUAUCACCUCGACACCCUCAGCAGUUUGAACGUCAGUUCUCGAGCCAAGCGCAUCGAGGUUCGCGAGAUUGAAAACGAGGUGGUCUUCAAACAGUUGCCCAAAUCCACCCAUUCGAGUGCCGUCCAGCGACAGCCGCUACGACCGCUAGCCAAUGCUCUAAGCGCGCACAACGUGCACAAUGGCAAUGCUUCCUCAAAGGCUUCGGGAGACGUGACUGCUCGACCAAUCAAGUCCUUCAGCGUCUACACGGACAAGGCUAGACAGUCGCCGAACAAGACAAUGACACCACUUUCAACAACGCUCCCAAGGCCGGUCGUAAACGUGAGCUCGGUUGCUCGACCCAGCGCAGCUCAUAAACGGCCUUGGGAACAAGAGAGUGCUACGGCGAGGCCUAGCAAGGUUGCUCGGCCAACACUAGACGAGCCUUCCAUCAUGGUGACGGCCUCGCAGAUCGAAGCCAUGGUUGAGAAAAAGGUUGGAGAAAUCCUGGCGGCCCGAUCAGCGGCCGAGAACUCGGCUCAGCAAAGAGCCACCCCAGCUCAAACGGAGAUUGGCGAAGCCAUGCAGAGACGGCUCGAGGCAUUGGAAAGACGCAUCCAAAGCGAGGAGAGGCGCGAGGACUCAAAAUCUGACGGCCUGCGUUUCCUCCUGGCUGCCAGGCAGCACAGGGAGAAGGGAGAAGAUGCAUUAGCGUUGAGAGCAUACGAGAUGGCUCUACCCUUUUUCCCAGGACAAGCAAAGCUCAUUGGGAAGAUUCAACGUCUUCGUAGCCGACUGGGAGUGACCGGGGAGACGACGACAAGGACGAUGCGGAGCCCCUUUGGAAGCCCUCUGCGGCCUGGAAGAAGAGCAAGAAGGCCGCGUCUGACAAGCACCAUGGAGCGUAGCGGCUCCGAGCAGGAGGAGGCAGGUAUUGAGGAGGAACUUCUGGACGACCAAACCAUCAGGAUCCAGCUCCCAAAGCCCAGAUCGAGUUCCAUGGCCAAGCUUCAAGUUUACGACGAUUAUGCUAGUGAGACGACGACAGUGACGAGAGCUCGGAGCUCGGCUCCACCCCAAGGGCUUGUGGGUUGCUGA
Messenger RNA from Ustilaginoidea virens, 2025 nucleotides. RefSeq lists its product as uncharacterized. The record is from RefSeq and is a predicted model, not a curated record. The transcript is spliced from 2 exons. Bases 1 to 2025 code for a protein of 674 amino acids. NCBI's taxonomy places the organism in Eukaryota, Fungi, Ascomycota, Sordariomycetes, Hypocreales, Clavicipitaceae. Gene Ontology annotation, molecular function: ATP binding; microtubule motor activity; ATP hydrolysis activity. Gene Ontology annotation, biological process: microtubule-based movement. Gene Ontology annotation, cellular component: microtubule; kinesin complex.